AUGUUGCUGAUGGAUAAAGGUGUAUUACAGUCACAAUCUCCUCUGGAGGAGCUGGAUCAUAAUUCUGAAGGUAGUGACAGGCCAGACUUACUAAAGGAGGUUAAGGAAACUAGAGAAGAGGGAAGAAUAUCCCGAGAAUCAGUAGAGAAGAGUUCACAAGAAGCUAGAGAAAGGGAAGAAAUAUUCCGAGAAUUAUUAGAGAAAAGUAUACAAGAAAAUAACGCAUCAUUAAAGGAAGAUUUACAAGAAUCAUUAGUGAAGAGUUCACAAGAAACAAGAGAAUCGUUAGAGAAGCGUUUACAAGAAACUAACGCAGCGUUAGAGAGGAAUUCACAAGAAACGAGAGAAUCACUAAAAGAAGAUUUACAAGAGAUCAAAACAUCACAAAUGAAGAUGGAAUAUAAUUUGAAGAAGGAAAUGCAGGAGUUGCAAGAACGACUGAAGAUGGACAUCGACGAGAGAGAAAAGAAGCUACAGAAGAGCAUAGACCAAGUCCAGGGAGACGUGGAAAAGGUGGAAGGAAAGUUAACAAAAAAGAUAGAAGACGAUAUUGAAGAAACGAAAGUCGAGUUGGGAGAAAGAAUCAACGAAGUGGAAACAAAUUGCAAUCAUCGAAUCGCCGAGGUGACGCAAAUGCAGAAACAAUGCAACGAGGCGGUUAAGGGGAUAGGAGAUAGGCAAAACCAACUAGCUGUCAAUCUGAGAAAUGCUAUAGCCGUGCAACGAGAAGAGGAUAACAAGAGGGUUGAAAUGGAGGUCAAGCAGUUACACCAGGGAGUGCAGCAAUUGGAAAGCAAGACAGAAGAAAUUGAUAGACGAAUUAGCAAUGCCACCUUAGCCGUUGGGGGAGAGGAAGAGGUGGCGGUCAUGGAUACAGGAACCAUGGUGGUGAACGUCAAUGGAGAAAUGAUUGGAGAAGGAGUGAAGAACCAAGAGAUCAUGAGAGAAGAUGGGAUAGGCGAAUGA
Molecule: messenger RNA, 966 nt
Organism: Schistocerca nitens (vagrant locust)
Lineage: Eukaryota; Metazoa; Arthropoda; Insecta; Orthoptera; Acrididae
Exons: 3
Coding region: 1-966 (321 amino acids)
Source: RefSeq, a predicted model, not a curated record